AUGAAGAUUGUAAAGAUGUCGGCCGUACCGAAGACCGAAGGUACGGCUCCCCUGUUCACUGGACCUGUGGGCCGCCAGGCGAUUCUGGACCCCGACGACAGCAAUAACUUUAACUUCGGUAUCGUCCAUUUUGGGGCCGGCGUGCGGAACAAGUUCCACAAGCACAGCGGCGACCAGAUUCUUAUCGUGACCGAGGGCACGGGUACCGUUGCUACCAGGGAUGAGUCGGUAGUUGUCAGCGAGGGCGAUGUUGCCAUCAUUCCCGCCGGGGAAGACCACUGGCACGGCGCUCCGGACGCCACGGCAAUGUCUCAUAUCACCAUCACGGUGAAGGGCAGCCAGACGGAGCAGACUGAAACCUAA
Messenger RNA from Geodia barretti, 363 nucleotides. Lineage: Eukaryota; Metazoa; Porifera; Demospongiae; Tetractinellida; Geodiidae. The record is from the annotation of a GenBank genome assembly.